Molecule: messenger RNA, 2079 nt
Organism: Scedosporium apiospermum
Lineage: Eukaryota; Fungi; Ascomycota; Sordariomycetes; Microascales; Microascaceae
Exons: 2
Coding region: 1-2079 (692 amino acids)
Source: RefSeq, a predicted model, not a curated record
AUGGACUCACACGCCUCCAAACGGCGUAAGACGUCACCGCGUACCUCCAUUCCCAUCCCCAGCGCCAACGACAACGACAACCACGCGACGGACGGAACCGCCCCUCCUCCUCCCAACGGAAACGAUGCGCCCAGCUCUCAAUCGCCCAGGAAAAGGCGCCCCGAUUUCGCGAGUCCGACGAAGGCGAGCCUGUCGAGACACAACCCAGAGAUCCUCGCCCGACGCCGUCAAUCGGCCCGCGAAGCCUCGCAAGCGCAGCAGCAGCAAAAGCCGUCGCGGGGAAACACAACGACGACACGACCACAAACCGAAACGACGCGGCCACCCGAUCAACCGGCUUCGACUCCCGGAAGCCCAGACAGCGACAUCAGCCUCUCGGAACUCUUAACGGCCCAGCUGGAGGAGGAAGUGGUGGUGGGGAAGGUGGCCGCCGGCGCUGCAAGACCGCGCCGAUCACCGACCAAGCCCGUGCUUUUCACGCGACCGCUUCCUCCGCCGGCACCGGAGGGUGAGGAAGAGCUCAUUGAUCCGUUCAAGAGGAGGCCGAGGAUUCGGCGAUCGAAUGUGGCUGAGGAACCCGUCGAGGAGCCGGAAUUGCCGCCUACUCCGUCGCAGCUAGGGAUUGCGGAUCCGACGGUUACGACGCCGCCAAGGGGCAUACAUUCGAGUAGCUCGCCGACUAAGAGACGGCUGGCUAAUAGGGACCGGAGGAUACGCGCUAUACCGAUGAAAAAAUCUCCCUUGAAGAAGCAGUUCGUUCCGUCUCCUGUGCAGGAACAAGAAGAGGUCGUGGGAGAAGAUAAUGAGGCGAUCGAUGCUCUGGCAAAUCCGCAAAGAGCAGAAAAGGGAAAGGAAGUUGAGGUCGAGACGCAUCCUGCCAGAGGUGUGCCGUCGGAUGAAGAGAUACGGGGGAUGGAGGAGCAUUUGGAGACACUUCGGACAGAGGAGGAAAACUUGUGGAGUGAUCUUCAGAUGAUCUCGGGGCUUGGGAAGGAGUGGGCCAUGCAGGCUCAGGCUGCGAAGUUGAUUCCCUUUAUCAAGAAGCAUCCGAGGCUGAUUAGGCUGCCUGACCUACCGGACGCGACUUCUUCGGUGCAGGAUGAGAUUGACGCUCUGCUUCGAGGCGCAAUGAAUCCCUCUGCCUUGCUACCAUUUUCCAACCCGACAACCGAGCUUACAACUACAACUUCAAAAAAAACUUCAAACACCGAGGAGAAAUCCCUACCGACAUCCCACCUCCCUGUCUCCAUGACAGCCCAAGAAGAGCUCCCCUACCUCCAAAUCUUCUCCCCACUAGCUUUCACCUCCCACAACACGCCCCUCACAACCGCCGACAUGGAAUCCAACAUCCAGCGCCACGACAUCUCCAUCCGCGCCCUCGACGCGCCCCACCUCUUCUCGGCCCGCCUCACCAUGAUCGUCGACCUCUCGGAUUUUUCCAUCACGGACCUCAAAGUGCCGCGCCUCGAUCCCAACGCGCAGCGCGAGCUCGGCCCGUUCAUCGAGGACGUGCUCACGCGCACGGAUCGCGCCAUAGCUAGGAACGUGUCCUUGAUAACCUGGGCCAUGGGCGAGUGGUACCGUCUCGCCGUCAAGAGGGCGCAGUUCUGGAGGAGUUUGGCGCGGGAGUUUGAGGAUGCGAAGAGGUUGGACGCGCAUGCUGAGAAGAUCUGGAAGAAUCGGGCGAGGCAGUAUAAUCGCGAGGUUGGGGAGACGAUUGACGAUGAGAUGGCGAAGGAGGAUGAGGGCUUGAGCGCCGGGGAUGUUGGGGGCGAUAUGGGGAGGGCGGCGAUGAUGGUUGGGUUAGGACGGUGGGGGGAGGAGGAGUUGAUGGUUAGGGUGGGGUGGAGGAUUGGGUUUGACUGGACGGGGGAUGCGAGGAGUAAGGUUUCUGUUGCGGUUGGGAUGCCGGGUCGCUGGCACAGGGGAGAUCGAAACGGAGUCCUGGCAAAGGUACCCCAGAUCUUUGACGACUACGUCAGGGGAACGAGCGACGUCAUGGCUGCCGUGAGGAGGGUAGUCGCCCUGGUGGGAUACGAUGCUGAUGCGCCCGAGGCUAGGGAUGUAGUGGCGGCGUAG